Molecule: messenger RNA, 4908 nt
Organism: Owenia fusiformis
Lineage: Eukaryota; Metazoa; Annelida; Polychaeta; Sabellida; Oweniidae
Source: the annotation of a GenBank genome assembly
UGAAGAGUCAAAUCUAGAACUCAAUGAAGAGUCAAAUCAAGAACUCAGUGAUGAUAAGGAACCUCAUGAACAGUUAAACCAGGAAUCCAAUGAAGAGUCGAAUCAAGCAACAAGAGAGGAUUAUAACACAGGUGAAGAUGGGGUUGAUGCCGGCCCAAUAAGUCAAGAAGUUGAAGAUGAGGAGACUCCCAUGGAUACCUCUAGCCCUAUGGAGGUGUUGGACACUGAGAGGCCUGAAGCUGUCAUUGAGCCUACUGCAGAACAGGACAUUGAAGAGGAUAUGGAGAUUGGCUCAGUAGAAAAUGAUGAUGCAAGUGAACCAACAACUCAACAGAAUGAGGUCACCCCUCAGUCUAUGACAUCAGUUGUAGAUGAAAAAACAGGAAAACCAGAACAGCCCUUAUUAGAGCCUGUUGGCCCACCUCUUCAAGCUGUGGAUGACGAAGGCUACGAUGAUGUUGAUAAUGAUACUCCAAUAAAACCUGAUGAGACACCAACUAAAACUGAUGAAGAAAAUGAGGUUGAGACAACAAAUACAGAAGGGGAAAAAACCAUUACCCCUGAAGCUGAUAAUCAAUCUGAAAUUACAUCAGACAAUCAAGAAACUGAAAAAGCAGAGGAAAACAAACUCUUAGAAAACACAGAUAUAAUCACCGAAAAUCCGGAAGACAACCCAACGACUUGUGAAAAACUAACAACUGAAUCAUCUGAUUCAAAGGAAGAACCCAACGAUGUUGAUAACCAAGAUAUGGAUGUAAAAGAGGAGUCCAAUGAACCAACUGAAGAAAAGGACUUAACCAGAGAACAGGAAGAUGCCUUGUUAGAUGAGUGUACAAAACCUAAUGAAAGUCAAUCUGCUUCUCUUUCUGGCACUGAUCGUCUCGCUCAAGCUGUUACCCAGGCGAUGGAUGACAUCACAAACUUACAAAGUUGCCAUAGCGAUAACUCUAAUAAUCUUACUAAAACUACCAAAACCAUAGAUGAUACUAUAAAACCUAAUGAAACCUUUGCAGAUGGAAACCAUGAACCUUCUACAGAUAACAUUUCUGAAACCAAUACUUCUGGUAAUAUUCUUGGCUCUAUGGAUGAAGCUAACCCUGUUGUGGUCAAAGGAGAGGCUAGUGAGGGGGAGGAUAAUACCGAUCCUGAUCAAGAUCCUCAACCUUCUAUUGAUCUUGGAUCUUCUCUUGAUCAUCGAUCCUCUCCAACUAACACAGAGUCAUCUUCUGUUGAAGUCAAGAAAGAACUUCUUGAUUUAGCUGAGGGAAUAUCAGAAGAAACUGACCAACCAGAGAAACCCACAGAAAUGGACCAAUCAGAGCCAGGAAAGGAAGAUGACCAAUCAGAGCAUUCAACUAAAGAAAUAAACCAGCCAGAACCAGAAAAGGAAGUUGAGAAGUCAGGGCAGACAGCUACAAAAAUGGACCAAUCAGAACCAGGAAAAGAAAAGGAAAAAGAGGCUGAAAUGAGCUUAAAAAUUUCUUCUGUCAGUGGAUCAACAAUUCAGGAUGCAAACAUCCCCGUUCCAAGAAGUGACCCCCCAAGGCCAGCUGACACUCCUUACCCUAUCCCUGUUGAGACUUCUACCCCAUCCAUUACCCCCACCAGCAGCAUCAAACUUGAGCCCAAAGAACCAGAAAAAGAGGAGAAAACAUUACUUACUGAAACUGUUGCUAGUAAUAUUAAACAAGAAAAACUUCCAGAGAAACCGGACAUCAAACCUACAAUUGAUACAACACCACCUGCUCAAACUGAAUCACAAAAGAAGGCAUCAAAAUUCCACAAAUGUAUUGUGUGUAGCAAGGUCGGGAAAUGCAAGUAUAACAUUGUGCGCAAUGGUGACAUCAAACAUUUAUGUGAUGAUAAAUGCUUCAAAGUCUUCCGGGCCAACCCCGCUAAUUAUCUCCAAGGAACUACAGAAGCGCCACCUGCCAGUGUGCCAAAGGAAGCAACAUCACUCUCGUCGGCCACCAACCCCGUUGUACCGCAAAUCUCUGCACGAGUCACUCAGUGUUUUUUUUGUACUAACAAGAAAAUGACAAGCUAUAUACGCUGGCUGGAUUUGGAUUUCUGCCAAGAGAAAUGCCUCAGUUCAUGUCAGAUGACCAUUGGAGACAUGUGUGCAUUUUGCGGUGUGACUCUCCAAUUAAAUGUUCGUGCUAAGUUCUGUAUUUGGGUUGCGGACACCAUCAAGCAAUGCUGUAGUGUCAAGUGCCAUUCAGAUUAUCAGUCCCGCACAAGAAUCUGCACCUUCUGUAACAAAAUCGUCAGCGGAUCUGGAUUGAAGAAACAAGUUGUCACUGGCCAGGGGAAACUAAUCUACGGAUUUUUCUGUAACCAGCAAUGUUGGUGGAAGCUUGAUGAUACGUCAUGGCCGAAUCUUGGAACAGAUUUAAAACGUCAAGUGAAUUGUGCUGUCUGUGGAAAAGACUGCAUUGCAAGCCGGGAGAUAAAAAUCAACGGUAAAUGCAGUAGUUUGUGUAGUGAUCCAUGUCUCGCUGCGUUCCGCUACGCCAACAAACUAGGAAAUCAUCUUUGUGCAAUGUGUGGGGCUUACUGUUUCAACGAAGGGAUGCUACCACAAUUAAUUCGCCUCGAGGGUGAAGAGAAACGUCUAUGCAGCUUUAGAUGUUCAAAGCAGUUCAAGAAUGUUAAUGCCAAACCGUGCCAUUGUGCUUGGUGUAACAACAUCAAAAUCAACACAGAUAUGAUCGAGAAAAUCGAUGAGAAUCAGAAAGUCACGAUGUUUUGCACCCUGAAUUGUUUGUCACUUUUCCGUGUGAACCAGAAUGCAGCCUCCAAUAAACACAUCAGUUGUGACAAAUGCUCCGCUGUUGCCCCAGCUCAGUACCAUCUGACGAUGAGUGACGCAUCUGUUCGUAAUUUCUGCUCCUACAACUGUGUGAUGCAGUUCCAGAAGACAUUCUCGCAGCCUCAACCUCCCGCCACCACUAAAGCUGUCGUUUCCAUAAUCCCUCCUACCACUACCCCAAUGGUGACCCAGACCACAUCGACCAUAGCAACCAAUACCACCCCCGGGACAAGGACAUCGAAACGAUUACAGAAGCAACCAGCUAUUGCCUCUACCCAGCAGAAUAGCAUGCCUCUCAUCUCCAACGUUGUGUCGCUGGCUGCUGAAGAUGCUCCCACUAAGGCUCCUGCCUCCAAAAUUAUAAUUAAAAAGCCUAUCACUGUGCCACAGAUACAACAGACAGUUGUUGUGCAACCCCCUCCCCCUAAACAAGUGAAGAACAAAUCUCUACUGUGUAAACCAUUCACCAUGACUAAAGCCACUUCUUGUAGACCACAUACACAAACUAAAGAAGCUCAAACCGUUGAAGAUAUUAACCCAAAGUUGUUGGUCAUCCCAGUGCCGGUACCAAUAUAUGUCCCAGUGCCUAUGGCCAUGUACAACCACCCAGUGCCGUUUCCUUUACCCAUACCAAUCCCAGUGCCAGUGCCACAGUUUAUACCUACAUCCAAGAAAAAUGCUGACAGCAUUCUAAAGCAUGUAAAGGAGAUUCAAGAGAGGAUGCCUGCAGAUCCAUUUGAGGCUGAAAUUCUCAUGAUGGCAGAGGCUGUGGCGACUGAAGGAAAGGCAGACUCUGAUAGCGACACUGAGGUAGAUGAACCUACUCCAGCUCCACCUAUAAAAGAAGCAAGUACGUUCCAAGACACAAACUCUCCAACGGUUGCAGCAGCAGUCAACACAAAUGAACAAACAAGCAAUACUGCCCUAUUAAGCGAAGACAUGCUUCAGAUGGCCCUGCGAAUGACAGAAAUGACUGAACCAAUGAUGGACUUAGAGACAACUUUAGAACCAGCUUCCAUCAAUCCAGAAGCUGAGCAACCAGCUUAUACAAAUAUCCCUGCACCUGUCCAGCAACCAGAAAUCAUAGCUCCCCCAUCUCCCCCCAAGAAACCAACUAGAAAACGUGGUGGCCCUGGACGUGGUCGCGGACGAGGAAAACGCCAACGAGUCUCAGCACCCAUUGAAGACCGACAGGAAAUGAUUCCACAGCAACAGGAAGUAGUCCAACCACAGGAACCGCCUCCACCUCCCCCGGAUGCUGACAUGAGAUUAAAAUACACAUAUGGCGUUAAUGCAUGGAAACAUUGGGUGCUACAGAAAAAUGCACAGCUCGAACGGGCUUCGAAAAGUAGCCGUGUAAAAAUGUUUAAGACCGACAUCUUGGGUUGUACAGCAGAUGAAUUGAAUUACUCCCUCUGUCUCUUUGUCAAGGAGGUUCGGAAACCAAAUGGAGAAGAAUAUGCACCAGAUAGUAUAUAUUAUCUAUGCCUAGGUAUCCAGCAAUAUUUAUAUGAGAGUGGGCGUAUAGACAACCUCUUUGCCGAUUUCUACUACGAGAAAUUCGCAGAAUCUCUGAAUGAAAUCGUCUCAAGAUAUGAGGUCAAAUUGAAUCACCAAGGUCUGAUAGUUUGUCGUAUAGAGGAGGACCAUCUCUGGGAAUGUAAACAGCUAGGAGCACACUCCCCUCAUGUCCUUCUCAACACAUUGGUCUACUUCAAUACAAAGUCUUUCUUACUAAAGACCCCUGAGGAACACCUUAAGCUCUCUUUCUCCCACAUAAUGAAACAUAUGAAAAAGACGAAUAUGCCUGGAGGAAAGACACCAGGACGUAUGGUAUAUCUACGCUACUAUGCUCCUUUGGCCAAUGGACGUCCCACAAACCCAGGUGCUGACAAGAAGAGAAUGGUGAAGGAAGACCAGCCAGUCUUUGAACAAUGUGAAAAUGCUGAUAACCCACUAAGGUGUCCUGUGAAGCUAUAUGAAUUCUAUCUAUCAAAGUGUCCCGAGAGCAUCAAGAAUCGCAACGAUGUAUUUUACCUGACCCCAGAAAGGUCCUGUGUUCCAGACAGUCCCGUAUGGUACUCCACCAUACCACU